AUGCCUGAAAUUCCAGAGACAAUCCUCAGUCACAGCGCAGUUUUCUCAAAGGGUUCGUUAGCAAUGGCUCCUCUGUCGAAGGCCCUAAGUGUUUUUAUGUUGAUGGGCAUUACAUAUGCCUUCAACUAUGACCAGCCUUAUCGUGGUCAAUACCAUUUCUCACCCCAGAAGAACUGGAUGAAUGACCCCAAUGGGCUCUUAUACCACAAUGGAACCUACCAUCUGUUCUUCCAAUACAACCCUGGUGGCAUCGAGUGGGGAAACAUAUCAUGGGGGCAUGCUAUCAGUGAGGAUCUCACCCACUGGGAGGAGAAGCCUGUUGCCCUUCUGGCCCGAGGAUUUGGCAGCGAUGUCACCGAGAUGUACUUCAGCGGAAGUGCUGUUGCCGAUGUCAACAACACGAGUGGCUUUGGGAAGGACGGCAAGACACCCCUAGUCGCCAUGUAUACUUCCUAUUACCCCGUUGCGCAAACAUUGCCGAGUGGCCAAACCGUCCAAGAAGACCAGCAAUCACAGUCCAUCGCCUACAGUCUUGACGAUGGUCUAACAUGGACGACAUACGAUGCCGCCAAUCCAGUCAUCCCCAACCCUCCCAGCCCUUAUGAAGCUGAAUACCAGAACUUCCGGGACCCCUUUGUGUUCUGGCACGACGAAUCCCAGAAAUGGGUGGUUGUCACGAGCAUAGCCGAGCUGCACAAACUCGCGAUCUACACUUCCGACAACCUCAAAGACUGGAAGCUAGUGAGCGAGUUCGGUCCUUACAACGCGCAAGGCGGAGUGUGGGAGUGUCCCGGACUUGUCAAACUCCCCCUUGACAGCGGAAACUCCACAAAAUGGGUCAUCACAAGCGGACUGAACCCUGGUGGUCCCCCAGGCACUGUCGGCUCCGGAACCCAGUACUUCGUGGGAGAGUUCGACGGAACCACAUUCACGCCUGACGCCGACACAGUGUACCCAGGAAACUCCACCGCAAACUGGAUGGACUGGGGCCCGGACUUUUAUGCCGCAGCUGGUUACAAUGGCCUCUCGCUGAACGACCACGUCCAUAUUGGCUGGAUGAACAACUGGCAGUAUGGCGCAAACAUCCCUACCUACCCCUGGCGCAGCGCCAUGGCCAUUCCCCGCCACAUGGCCCUAAAGACCAUUGGCAGCAAAGCAACCCUAGUCCAGCAACCCCAGGAAGCGUGGUCUUCUAUCUCGAACAAGCGUCCGAUCUAUUCACGCACAUUCAAGACUCUCUCUGAAGGCUCCACCAACACAACCACAACCGGAGAGACAUUCAAAGUGGACUUGAGUUUCUCUGCUAAGUCUAAGGCCUCAACAUUUGCAAUUGCCCUCCGAGCAUCCGCCAACUUCACCGAGCAGACCCUCGUUGGCUAUGACUUCGCCAAGCAGCAAAUCUUCCUUGACCGUACACACUCCGGAGACGUGUCAUUCGAUGAGACCUUCGCGAGCGUCUAUCAUGGACCUCUGACGCCGGAUAGCACUGGUGUGGUGAAGUUGAGUAUCUUCGUCGAUAGGUCCAGCGUCGAGGUGUUUGGCGGCCAGGGCGAGACAACCCUGACGGCUCAGAUUUUCCCAAGCAGUGAUGCGGUUCACGCCCGUCUGGCGUCUACUGGUGGAACUACCGAGGAUGUUAGAGCUGACAUCUACAAGAUUGCUUCGACGUGGAAUUGA
This is a messenger RNA of Aspergillus luchuensis, 1677 nucleotides long. Its product is annotated as glycoside hydrolase family 32 protein. NCBI's taxonomy places the organism in Eukaryota, Fungi, Ascomycota, Eurotiomycetes, Eurotiales, Aspergillaceae. Gene Ontology annotation, biological process: sucrose catabolic process. The transcript is spliced from 2 exons. Gene Ontology annotation, molecular function: sucrose alpha-glucosidase activity. The record is from RefSeq and is a predicted model, not a curated record. Bases 1 to 1677 code for a protein of 558 amino acids.